AAAAGUUAGUGCUCAAAAGCUUCCUCUCCACUACUGAAUGUUGCCAACUUUUGGUUGCUAGCGCCCUUUCGACAUCAUCAACCAUCCACCUUGCCAUGAGCUGGCACCAUGCGCGUCCCUGAGUUGAGCGCACAAAGCAGGAAGCAACUGAAAGGAGGCCUGAAAAAGGGGAUGAAAGAAGAUUUGCGCAGAUGCCAGCGCUCAAGUUCCCAGCAGGGAUGCCAGCACACCAGUUGUGAGGCAGCGGGGUGCCUGCUGGUGCCCGGUGCAGCGCUGCUACUGGUGGUGCUGCAGCUAGCGCUGCUGCUGGACCUGGCAGCAACAGGGUCUGCUGCUGCUGCUGCGCUGAUUGAUGCGCCCCCCGUGCCUGAUGUUGUGUGCGAUGCGGAGGGUGCGGCGUGCGUCCACCUUGAGCCAGACGCACCACCAGUAAUCACGGAGCGGGAUCUAGGGAUUGGCCUGUUCUCGCCAGUCAAGGGAAGCGCUGUUAACUCACCAGACAAGAAGCAAGAAACCGUAACUGGGAUCCAGUCUGGGGAGCGAGAGGCGCGGUCAGAACAGGGAGGGGGAGAUGAGGUUUUAGUUAGUGGCGACAGCAAUGAUGAACGAAGUAGCGGAAGCCAGGGUGAAACUGGUGGAGAAAGGGCACCGCAGGACGCUGUGGAUGGCGACGCAUCGCCAUCAGAUCCUGACGUGGAUGCAGACCGCGCUCAAGUGCAGCUUGUAGAAGCAGAAAAGAGUGAAGAAGCGAACGAUGCUUUUUGCGCGGGGCGGAAGGACUCUGGCCGCGGUCAGUGCCAGUGGGAAGGGGAUGCGCUGCGCUUCCCAGGCUGGGAGGGAGACGGAUGGGCCUUGCUGUGCACGUUGGUACCGGAGUCAGAGCUUCGCAGGAUGGCGGAGCUGACCCCUGGUGACGACUCUGCGGAAGAUGCCCCUCGGACGCUCUCAGACCCCCCUCCCGGGCAAGAGCUGCAGGUUCUCGACACAGCCCCCAGCACGCGGCCUCCCCGGGUGGCCCCCAUUGGGCUGGACGAGUACCGGAAGGCCGCGCUCCAGCAGCAAGAGCAGGCUCCGAACGCGUCGGAGGCUGCCCCAGGGGGGGCGCCCCCGGCGCAGAAGCGCGUGCAUCCUGAAGGGCCGCGAUUCAACUAUGCAUCUGUGACGGCGGGUGCAAAGGUGGUUGCUGCGAACAAGGAAGCAAAGGGGCAAGGCAACGUGUUGGACGAAGACAAGGACAAGUAUUUGCGCAACCCGUGCAGCGUGGAUGACCAGUGGGUGGUCAUCGAGCUCACGCAGGACACGCGCAUUGAUACGGUCGUGCUCAGCAACUACGAGUUCUACGCCAGCGGGCCCAAGAACUUCUCGCUGUCUGGCUCGCAGACAUACCCGAACGACGGGGCGUGGACCCCCCUGGGGGAGUUCACCGCGCAGAAUGUGCGCACGCCGCAGAGCUUCGAGCUGUCGGAAAACGCGCAGAGCGCCUGGGUGCGGUACCUGCUGGUCAAGUUGUUGAGCCACUACGGGGCCGAGUUCUACUGUACCCUCAGCCUGGUACGAGUCCAUGGAACGGAUGCGCUGGAGAGUUUCCGGGAGGAGCUUGUUGAAGCGAUGCGGGAGGCGGGGACCGAUGCGCCGGUCGGGAUCGAGGGCGGUGCGGAGACCGGCCAAGGGGCGGCCAAUCAGGGAAGCGGUCUGGCUGAAGAGAUGGCCGCUUUAGUUGGCGGGGAAACCGAGAGGAAUAAAGCAGAAGGGGGGCUAUCGGGAGAAGACGAAGUAGAUGAACUUUUGCGUUCGCCAGCGGAGCUGGAUGCCGCGCAGACAAAAGAGGGGCUUGCGAGACACGGGGAGGCGUCAGUGAGGGAGGAAGGAGAGAGCGGCGCAAAGAGUUGGGGCGUCAGGGUGGCGGAGAAGGCGGCCGCUGUCGUAGACGCCGGCGCCACGAAAGACGGGUGUGAAGUACUAGAGGAGAUUGCCAGCAGGAGGAGUUCCACUGAUCGGGGCAAUAGCACUAUUGAAAGCAGUCCACAGGCCAGCACGGCUGCUUCCGACAAGGUGAAUACAACGACUUCCCCACCGACCGCACGUGAAACGAAAGAGGCGAAUGCAAACAGAACGGAAGAUACUCAGACGCCCUCAAACGCAACGGACGAUACUGCCAGGCUAGGGAACGGGGAUGCAACGUCUUCAACGACGCCAGGGACCGCAAAUCAGACGGCGGCCGCUGCCGCCUCGCUGACGUCAGCCUCGGGGGCCCCGACGUCAACAAGCGGGCCGGCCACGGGAACCGGGUGGCGGGGCGGUGCGGGGAGCACGAACGGGCGGCAGGGGGGCGACUUCGUCCUGAGAGUGUUGCUGCAGCGGCUGAAGGGGCUGGAGGUGAACGCGAGCUUGUUCGAGGGGUAUGUGGCCGAGACGCACCAGCAGUUCUCGCACUCGCUCAACGACCUGGACGCGGACAUCGAGGCGCUCGCGAGCCGGCUGAAUGCGACGACGGCAAUGGCCGCCAAGAUGUGGGCACGCCUGCACGCAGUGGACGAGGCCCGGAUCCGCGCCCUUGAAAGCAGGGACGACCUCUUGGUGACGCAGGUCGCAGAGCUGACCACCACAAUCGCGCAACUGAGGCAAAGUUUGUCCGAGCUGGUGUUCGCCUUUCUGUGUUUGUCGUGUUUAACGGUCAUGCUACUUGUAGCUCAAUGUUGUCGCCGUCGAACCAAACAGGACUGAUCGAGAUCAGACAGAGAUCAUGUUAUCGUUCGACGUAAGCCUAUCGCAAGGAG
Klebsormidium nitens is the source of this 2777-nucleotide messenger RNA. The record is from the annotation of a GenBank genome assembly. Lineage: Eukaryota; Viridiplantae; Streptophyta; Klebsormidiophyceae; Klebsormidiales; Klebsormidiaceae.